AACAUGCUCCCAAGCUUAUUUCUCAUUAUGUGAGCACAGGGCAGGUUUUGUGUCCACAGGGUCAGCUCCGCUGGGUCCUCAGCCUGUGGAAAUAGCCGGGCCCUGUCCUGCCGCACCGCAGAGGAUUCCCGACCCUCUGUGAGACCAGGGGACACGGCGGGCCCUGCCGGGCAUGCCACCAGCUGCAGCCACUCGCCUCCAGGCAGGGCGGCUGCCGCAGGGCUGGCGGUGGAGGCUCUUUUGGGGGUCAAGAGGCCACCGUGCAGCGUUCCGAGUCAGGUCGCAGGGCCUGGAGUGGUUUGGGAGAGCUCCCAAAGCACAUCUUCCGCUUUUCUUCCCCUCUUGGCGGCAAUCCCGUCCGCCAGCUCCCGACAUCAGCUAAACUGAGAGGAAGGAAAGGAAGAAAGAGAAGUAGUCAGCUCAAAUGUGCCUCGCUGCGCUGCCGGGGCGCGGGGGCUUGGCUGGAAGGAUCUAGUUUCCCUUCGGUGGCAGGAAAAGGAGCCACGGGAGGAGGCAGAGACGCACAGCCAGACAUGCCCGUCCCGUCAGGCUGCUGGCUCCUUCUCCUGUGCCUCGCUGCCGCUGGCAAACAGCUGUCACUACAAAUCACUCCACCGUGUGAGAGCGAGCAACACUAUGAGUACUCUGGACGGUGCUGCAGGAAGUGUGAGCCAGGGAAGUAUUUGUCUGCUAGAUGCACUGCUACUUCUGAUAGCGUGUGCCAGCCGUGUGGCCCGAACGAGUAUAUGGAUGUCUGGAAUGAAGAAGAUAAAUGCUUACUACAUAAAAUAUGUGAUCAAGGGAAGGCCUUGAGAGAAGUGAACCCAGGGAACAGCACGUUCCAGCGGCAGUGUGCUUGUACGAUGGGCUACCACUGGAACGAGGACUGCGACUGCUGUCAGCGAAAUACCAUGUGUGCUCCUGGACUCGGAGUCAAGCCUCCUGUGCAACAAGACAGGGACACAAUGUGCAUACCAUGUCCCAGAGGCUACUUCUCAAAGGUCUCUUCAUCCACCGACGAGUGUAAAUCCUGGACCAACUGUACAGCUCUAGGAAUGGAAGAAAGUGUGCCUGGGACUGACAAGUCUGAUGCAGUUUGUAAAGAACGGAAGAUGCCUGAGCCAUCAGAAGAUGGAACAAACAGGAUCUUGUACGUGUUGAUUGUCAUCUUGUUUUUUGUGACACUAAUUGGCAUUGUCGUCUUCAUUGUAUACUACAAGAAGAAGGGGAAAAAGCUGACAGCAGAUCUACAGAACUGGGCUAAUGAAGUGUGCAGCCAAAUAAAAGGAACAAAGGAACCCCCCAGAGAUGCACUUGUUACUGUGAACAUCACAAAUGCUCCUGUCCCCCAGACCACUGAAGGCACAUGUCUCCUGGUCCCCUCAGGCUCUCCUGUCCCUGGAAAGUCAUGCUGCACCUCUGGUCACACUCCUUGCAGGAAUGAGAGCCCCAGCACAGAGCCUUGUGAGGCAGCAGAGUUUUCCGUGGUAACCGAGACUGAUGAUUACCAAUUCCCACCAGUUCCCACGGAAGACGAGUACAUGGAUAAGGAUCUCAAUAACACUGAUUAUUUAUCUUUACUAAGGCAGACUGCCAGUAAAACCGUGUCGUCAUUUUCGCAACCAAUGGAGGCAGGGGAGAAUGAUAGCUUGAACCAGUACUUUUCAGGUAUUGGGAGCACAGAGGAUGUAUCAGUCUCUCAAGGCUUUCACCCUCCCUCCAACGCAGAUGGGGCACACAUUGCCACGGACCAGCUUCUACAGAAAUCUUGCCAACAUGCCCACAGUUGCCUGAAGGAAACAGGCCACAAAGACACAGAUCAUUUUGCAACAAACUGUGACUCAGAGAAGAUCUGUGUGAGGUGUGGCAUUUUGUACAGAGAAUCUCCCCAAAAGUGUUACAAACCCUGUUGUGCUGCAGCUGACAGCACCUCCACCUCCCCAGAAACUGGUUCCUGUGCCCAGUGCACCUGUGGUUUGAAUUUUCUCUCUGCUGGUCAGAGUACUCUAGCAAACAAUCUUGGUAUGGAAGAUGCACCUUCAGAUAGUACCAACGUGAAGUACCAGAACACAAACAGAAGCACUUCAGGGACACACAGAAGUCCUUCAGGGACAAACAGCAGCACUUCAGACCUCCCUCCAGCAUCUGGAAAUGUGACUGGAAACAGUAACUCCACCUUUAUUUCAAGUGGACAAGUAAUGAAUUUCAAGGGCGACAUCAUUGUUGUCUACCUUAGCCAAAACUCUCAGGAGGGGACAACGGCCUCCUCAGGGCUGAGUGAGGAGAACGUGGGCAGCCCCGUGCAGGAGGAGAACCUCAGCCGCUGCGAGACUUUCGCCGGCAAUGCCCAGCACUACAAGGAGAAGUGUGCGGAGCUGCAGGGCGCCCGCCCGGCCCCAGGGAGCGGGGGGCCACGGUGGCCUGGUGGAGCCCUGGCCCAGGAGUGGGGCCCAUCCUGUGGUGGACAAGCCUCCCAGCCCGUGCAGGAGGAAGGGAAGAUGGGACACUUCUCAGAGAAGGUGUUGAACUGAAGGGACACGGUGUCCUUGCUGCGGGCCAGGACACCGGCACACAGCCCCUGGCAGGGUGUGGGGCUGCUGCCGUGCUGCCAAAAUCCUGGGUGUCACGACAAACUGGGAGACUGUUGUUGCCCCUGGUGUCUCCUGGGAAAUUUUACAGCUGGAAGCACCCUCAUGGCGCACA
Vidua chalybeata is the source of this 2703-nucleotide messenger RNA. It is a transcript of the gene TNFRSF11A, whose product is annotated as TNF receptor superfamily member 11a. The transcript has 11 exons. The record is from RefSeq and is a predicted model, not a curated record. NCBI's taxonomy places the organism in Eukaryota, Metazoa, Chordata, Aves, Passeriformes, Viduidae. Gene Ontology annotation, cellular component: external side of plasma membrane. Gene Ontology annotation, molecular function: cytokine binding; tumor necrosis factor receptor activity. Bases 534 to 2531 code for a protein of 665 amino acids. Gene Ontology annotation, biological process: positive regulation of bone resorption; multinuclear osteoclast differentiation; lymph node development.